Dreissena polymorpha is the source of this 1483-nucleotide messenger RNA. RefSeq names its product transient receptor potential cation channel subfamily M member 2-like. Gene Ontology annotation, molecular function: ligand-gated calcium channel activity. The transcript is spliced from 7 exons. Lineage: Eukaryota; Metazoa; Mollusca; Bivalvia; Myida; Dreissenidae. Gene Ontology annotation, biological process: calcium ion transmembrane transport. Bases 508 to 1056 code for a protein of 182 amino acids. The record is from RefSeq and is a predicted model, not a curated record.
UAAAUGGUUCAACGGCCGGAACGCACAAUGCUGUAUUGUUCAUUUCGCUUGCUGCCCUCUUGUUACUAGGAUCUUUGACUAGGAAGUCUUAAACAUUCCACCAAUCCCAACCGUCAAAGUGGUGUACGUGCGAAUCGAGCGUUCGACAAGUUAAGCCAUCUUGCAGUAGGUUAAGUGCAGAGGAGUGAAAUUGGUUGGCGAACGGUGACAAGCUUCUAUCAUCGACGAGAAAAAACCCACUUGUUACUAGGAUCUUUGACUAGGAAGUCUUAAACAUUCCACCAAUCCCAACCGUCAAAGUGGUGUACGUGCGAAUCGAGCGUUCGACAAGUUAAGCCAUCUUGCAGUAGGUUAAGUGCAGAGGAGUGAAAUUGGUUGGCGAACGGUGACAAGCUUCUAUCAUCGACGAGAAAAAAAAGGAUUUUCUAUUGGCCACCAAGAUAAGAAUAAGCUUCCCGAUAGCAGUUUGGUUGCUCAACCACUUUGCACGAAAGUGAUUUAUUUACAAUGAGCGAAACAACGGAUAUACAGUUCGAUGGAAGGAGAGGGAACAUAGCCAAGUUUGUACCAUUGGACAAGGGUACGGGAAACGUGCUUCCGAUGAUGAAGUCGACUUGGGGUUUCAAACAGCCGGGCCUCUUCAUAACAGUCGCAGGAAGUGAAUCGGACUUUCAUAUGGAAACACGACUUUAUGACACCGUAAAAUGUGAUCUCAUGAAGACAGCUAUUAGAACAGGGGCUUGUUUUUUAACGAGCGGUACUAAUUCUGGCGUCGCGAAACUUGUCGGGAAAAAAUUGGAAAAUAGCACUGUAUCGAAAAAUGUCCAGGUGGUCGGAAUCAUAGCCAUGGAUCGCAUACACAAAAUGGAUUCAUCAACAGAAAAUAAUAGCGAAGAUUCAAGGAGUGAGAAUGCGGAAGAUGUUUUUUUCCCGUCUAAAUACUCGAAGCUUCUCGACCCAAAUCACUCUCACUUCAUCGUUGUGGACGACGCUGAACAACGGUCGGAACUAGAGAGGAAAAUUUCUUACGACGAAAACAAAAGUAAUGGACCAUGAUUACUCAUCUCAAAUACCAACCGUCCAGAUAGUACUAGGCGGUGGAUACGAAACUCUGGAGGCCGUCUAUCACGCGUUACAAACGAAUACACCAACUGUGGUUGUAAAGGGCUCAACAGGAAUUGCGUGUAUUCUUGCAUAUGCCCACAUGAAUGCCGACAAAACAGAACAUAGGCAUGAGCAUAAUCAUAUUUAAUCUCAUGACACUUAUAUUGUUUAGUUCAAGCGAUAAACACCCCUGAGAUAAAAAAAUGUGUACAGUUUGGAUUGUCCAUGUCAUUCCUUACAUAUUUCCGUCAGCCUUGUUGAGUCCAUCAGUUCAUUUUCGCGCAAUGUAUAUUGCGCGAGCCUAAGCAAGUUCUGCGACUAGCAGCGUGUAAUUCUACAUUUAUUGUAUCUCUAUGUGAAAUGAUGAACAUGAAUAUUU